Molecule: messenger RNA, 759 nt
Organism: Aspergillus eucalypticola CBS 122712
Lineage: Eukaryota; Fungi; Ascomycota; Eurotiomycetes; Eurotiales; Aspergillaceae
Product: aminoacyl-tRNA hydrolase
Exons: 1
Molecular function (GO): peptidyl-tRNA hydrolase activity
Source: RefSeq, a predicted model, not a curated record
CCCUCCCCCCUCAAAACCCCCCGACGCUUCCUCUUCAUCGCCUCAAUCGGCAAUCCACGCCCAUACCGCACGACGCGACACAGCGCCGGCCACAUCCUCCUCGAAGCCCUGACGCCACUUCUCCCACGCCGAGUCCCUCUCGUGGGCACCUCUCCCAACAAUGGCACCAUAAUCAACCCAUUAUUCUACAAAACCUACACGAGCCCAUCAUACAUGAACGAAUCGGGUCCUAAACUCCUCCGCAACUUCCAAUCGUGGCUCUCAUCCACCCAAACCGAAAUAUACCAGAAGAUCGUGCAGCCGGGAAAUGUACUCUCCACAAACCCAGAAUCAGACGCUACAGCAGCAGAAUGGCAUCUCCGGGGCGCUGACCCGACAACCCUCCGAAACUUCUCCCCGACACUAGUCAUCCUACAUGAUGAAUUGGAGGCGCCGCUGGGAAAAGUCCGGGUGAAGAGAGGUGGGCCCGAGAAGGCGAGUUUGAGGGGACAUCGGGGAUUGAUUAGUUCGUUUGAGAGUUUGAGGGGCAAGGGGAUGUAUCCUCCCAAUCCGAAGAAGAAUGUACUUGGGGCCGGGGUGGAUUUGUCGGUCUUGAGGAUUGGGGUGGGGAUUGGGAGGCCCGAGACCAGGGAUCGAGGGGGUGUUGCGAAGUAUGUCCUGUCGGAGAUGAGUGAGCAGGAGCUGAAGGCUGUGAGGGCUGCCGCGGGGCCGGUUUUGGAGGUGUUGGUGGAUGAGUUGUAUAGGGAUGGUGCGGAGUGA